CACGUGCCCAACUUUUGACCAGGCAAGGAGCACUGGCUAGCAGCACACAGGGAGCAGCAUCCCCCCCGCACAGGGCUCUUGCCGUCUCGCUCACUCCUGUGAAACGCCGAGUGCCCCGGAACCCUUGGAAGGGGGGUCUUCGCUUACUUGCGUCCCAGCGCGUGUAUCCGCAAUUAGCAGGUGUAAUACAUUUAUUUACAGGUAAAUUAAGGGGGUACUAGAAACCCAAACGGAGGCGCCAAAAUGACAGCGGUAGAAACCCAAGUGCAAUACACCACCACUACUUACAUGAUGACAACGGAGGAUUACAUGCACCAGGAAGAUGACUGGGACCGGGACCUUCUGUUGGACCCUGCCUGGGAGAAGCAACAGAGGAAGACCUUCACAGCCUGGUGUAACUCCCACCUGCGGAAAGCUGGCACGCAGAUCGAGAACAUCGAGGAGGACUUCAGGAAUGGCCUCAAACUCAUGCUGCUGCUGGAGGUGAUUUCAGGCGAGAGGUUGCCCAAACCAGACAAGGGUAAGAUGCGCUUCCACAAGAUUGCCAACGUGAACAAGGCCCUGGACUUCAUCUGCAGCAAGGGAGUGAAGCUGGUGUCAAUCGGUGCAGAGGAGAUUGUGGACGGGAAUGUGAAAAUGACUCUGGGAAUGAUCUGGACCAUCAUCCUGCGUUUCGCCAUCCAGGACAUAUCCGUGGAGGAAACUUCUGCCAAGGAGGGCUUGUUGCUGUGGUGUCAGAGGAAGACUGCCCCCUACAGGAAUGUUAAUGUUCAGAACUUCCACAUCAGUUGGAAGGAUGGCCUGGCUCUGUGUGCCCUCAUUCACAGACACAGACCUGACCUCAUUGACUACUCCAAACUGCGAAAGGACGACCCCAUCGGCAACCUCAACACUGCGUUCGAGGUGGCCGAGAAGUACCUGGACAUCCCCAAGAUGUUGGACGCUGAGGAUAUCGUUAACACCCCGAAGCCCGACGAGAAAGCCAUCAUGACCUACGUGUCCUGCUUCUACCACGCCUUCGCUGGGGCGGAGCAGGCUGAGACCGCUGCUAACAGGAUUUGCAAAGUCCUGGCCGUGAACCAGGAGAACGAGAGACUGAUGGAGGAGUACGAGAAGCUGGCCAGCGAGCUUCUGGAGUGGAUCCGGCGCACCAUCCCCUGGCUGGAGAACCGCGUGGCCGAGCAGACCAUGCGCGCCAUGCAGCAGAAGCUGGAGGACUUCCGCGACUACCGCCGGAUCCACAAGCCGCCCCGCGUGCAGGAGAAGUGCCAGCUGGAGAUCAACUUCAACACCCUGCAGACCAAGCUGAGGCUGAGCAACAGGCCCGCCUUCAUGCCCUCCGAGGGCAAGAUGGUGUCGGACAUCGCCAACGCCUGGAAAGGUCUGGAGCAGGUGGAGAAGGGCUACGAGGAGUGGCUCCUGACUGAGAUCCGUCGCCUGGAGAGGCUGGAUCACCUGGCCGAGAAGUUCAAGCAGAAGUGCAAGCUGCACGAGGCCUGGACCGCUGGGAAGGAGGAUCUGCUGUCGCAGAAGGACUACGAGUCGGCCUCCCUGAUGGAGAUCCGCGCCCUGAUGAGGAAGCACGAGGCCUUCGAGAGCGACCUGGCCGCUCACCAGGACAGAGUGGAGCAGAUCGCCGCCAUCGCACAGGAGCUCAAUGAGCUGGACUACCAUGAUGCCGCCACUGUGAACACCCGCUGCCAGGGCAUCUGUGACCAGUGGGACAACCUGGGCACCCUGACCCAGAAGAGGAGGGACGCACUGGAGCGUGUGGAGAAACUGUGGGAGACCAUCGACCAGCUGUACCUGGAGUUCGCCAAGAGGGCGGCGCCCUUCAACAACUGGAUGGACGGAGCCAUGGAGGAUCUGCAGGACAUGUUCAUUGUCCACAGCAUUGAGGAAAUCCAGAGCCUGAUCACAGCCCACGACCAGUUCAAGGCCACCCUGCCCGAGGCGGACAAGGAGCGCAUGGCCACCAUGGGCAUCCAGAACGAGAUCACCAAGAUCGCCCAGACCUACGGCAUCAAGCUGUCCGGGAUCAACCCCUACACCAACCUCUCCCCCCAGGACAUCAGCAACAAGUGGGAUGCGGUGAAGCACCUGGUUCCCCUCAGAGACCAGAUGCUGCAGGAGGAGGUGGCCAGGCAGCAGGCCAACGAGAGGCUGAGGCGCCAGUUUGCCGCCCAGGCCAACGUCAUCGGACCCUGGAUCCAGACUAAGAUGGAGGAGAUCGGUCACGUCUCAGUGGACAUCACCGGCUCUCUGGAGGAUCAGAUGAACAACCUGAAGCAGUACGAGCAGAACAUCAUUAACUACAAGUCCAACAUCGACAAGCUUGAGGGAGACCACCAGCUUAUCCAGGAGGCUCUCAUCUUCGACAACAAACACACCAACUACACCAUGGAGCACAUCCGCGUGGGCUGGGAGCAGCUUCUCACCACCAUCGCCCGCACCAUCAAUGAAGUGGAGAACCAGAUCCUGACCAGAGAUGCCAAGGGCAUCAGCCAGGAGCAGCUCAACGAGUUCAGGGCCUCCUUCAACCACUUCGAUAGGAAGAGGAACGGCAUGAUGGACCCAGACGACUUCCGCGCUUGCCUGAUCUCCAUGGGCUACGAUCUGGGCGAGGUGGAGUUCGCCCGCAUCAUGACCCUGGUGGACCCCAACAACACGGGCGUGGUCACGUUCCAGGCCUUCAUCGACUUCAUGACCCGCGAGACCGCGGAGACCGACACCGCUGAGCAAGUCAUGGCCUCCUUCAAGAUCCUGGCCUCAGACAAGGCCUACAUCACAGUGGAGGAGCUGCGCAGGGAGCUGCCCCCAGAGCAGGCAGAGUACUGCAUCAGCCGCAUGACCAAGUACGUGGGAACCGACAUCCCCACCGGCGCCCUGGACUACGUCUCCUUCUCCAGCGCCCUCUACGGAGAGAGCGACUUGUAAAGCCUCCCCUCUCCCCACCCACCCUUUCCCCCCCUCCCCUUCGUGCUCCUGCCCCCACCCGCAAGCCUGCCUCCAACCCCCACAUCCAACGCACUGCCCACAGAUUGCAAGGGUGUGGGGGGAAGGGGGAAGGAGGGGGGGCGGAAUUUGCUCAGAUAUUCUGGCCCCACCCCCCCACAGUCUUACAUCAGAUAUGCUCUCUGGUCACAUGUGUACACAUCCACCAGUUACAGCACAAGCAAAAAAAUGGGUGUGUCACAAGGACCUGCGUUUAUUUAUUUAUUUUGUUCAGCCAUUCUGCUCCAUGUCUGAGAGAUGGAAAGAAACUGAGAUCUGAAUACAACCUGUAGUGAAUUUACUUAAUCCAAAAGUUAGGUUCAGUUAAGUUAGCUGUGUUCUUUCCUGUGGUGGUUCUGAGCAAACUCCCACCCCCCUCCUCCCUCUCCCUCUCCGCCUUUUAAAGUAAUGUGUUUGUGGAGAAAGAAAACAAGACUAAUUGUCCUUUUGAAUAAAGUUGGAUGAUGAUGCUGA
This is a messenger RNA of Anguilla rostrata (American eel), 3468 nucleotides long. RefSeq names its product alpha-actinin-3. Gene Ontology annotation, cellular component: cell junction; Z disc; cell projection. The transcript has 21 exons. Bases 244 to 2937 code for a protein of 897 amino acids. The record is from RefSeq and is a predicted model, not a curated record. Gene Ontology annotation, molecular function: calcium ion binding; actin filament binding. Gene Ontology annotation, biological process: actin cytoskeleton organization; muscle cell development. Lineage: Eukaryota; Metazoa; Chordata; Actinopteri; Anguilliformes; Anguillidae.